AUGAAAGAACUCGGCAACCUCUCUUACUUCCUUGGUAUUUCUAUCACCACCACUGCUGCAGGCUAUGUUUUGUCUCAAACUAAAUAUGCUCAAGACAUUCUCCAAAAAGCCGGUCUCGCUGACUGUAAGCCAUGCUCCUCUCUCAUCUCUAUUAAGCCCACUCCUCCUCCAAAUGCUGCUCAGUCAUUUUCUGAUCCUGCUCUUUAUCGUAGUUUGGUUGGGGCUCUUCAGUAUCUCACCAUUACUCGACCCGACAUUUCCUUUGCUGUCAAUCAGUCUUGCCAACAUAUGCAUUCACCCACUGUUGGACAUUUUGCUGCUGUGAAAAGAUUGCUUCGGUUUGUCAAAGGCACUCUUACUCAUGGUUUAUCUUAUUCUCCUAGUUCUUUUGAUGUUCAUGCAUUCUCUGAUUCCAAUUGGGCUGGUGAUCUCCUUGACCGUAAAUCCACUUCCGGCUACUGCAUUUUUCUGGGUAGCAAUCUUGUCUCUUGGUCAGCUAAGAAGCAACCAACCGUGUCCCGCUCUUCGACUGAGGCCGAGUAUCGAUCUCUUGCUCAUACUGCUGCUGAGAUUAGAAUUUAA
Camellia sinensis is the source of this 582-nucleotide messenger RNA. The record is from RefSeq and is a predicted model, not a curated record. NCBI's taxonomy places the organism in Eukaryota, Viridiplantae, Streptophyta, Magnoliopsida, Ericales, Theaceae.